AUGGUAAACAUACGCAAGAAUGGAGCUUUGAGAAAAAGUAAAAGCGAUGCUAGUAAUAAAAAUAUGAGUUAUGAUGAGAAAGAUAAAUUAAUUAAUAUUGGGAGAAGCGAAAUAAGAUAUGUUAAAGAAAUUGACCCUGAUAUGAGCGACCAAGAAAAUCAGAACGAUGAUGAUGAAAAUAAUAAUAAUAAUAAUAAGGGACGUCUUUCUUUUAAUAAUGAAUAUUCUAAGAAAAAAGAAAAGGAGAAUAUAAAUAUUAAUAAAUUUAGAAAUGAAAUUAUCGAAUGUGAUUUAAUAAAUAAUAAAGAUCAUAUGAAUGAUAUAGAUUUAGGAUUAACUAAAGAUAAAUCGAUCAAGAAAAGAGAAAAUGCAUUUCAAAAAAAAAAAUAUGAUUAUACUUUAUCACCACAAAGAGCAGACCCGUUUGCUGAUAAAAGCCCCUCACCAGGUGAAAGGACUUAUACAGAUAUUAUGUUAGAAAAUAAAAAAAAAAGUAAAAUGAAAGAAGCUUCAAGAAAAUUAUCACAUUAUAAUAAACAAGGGGAUAGUACGAAUGAUACUAAAGAAAAAAUGGAAAAUGAAAACAGCCAUGGGGGUAAUUCACAUGAUGAUGAUAAUAAUAAUUAUAAUAAUUAUAAUAAUACGGAUGAUGCUAAUAGUAAUGAUAGUGAUGCUGAUAUAUUAAGAGGCAUGAAAAAUGAAAAAAAUGAAAAAAAAAAAAUAACAAAUAAUUUAAAAAGCAAAUGGGAUGUUGUUAAACAUGAAAAGAAUAAUUUAAACAUGAGUAAUAUGCCUACACAUGCAACAGAAAAGUGGACAGAACACUCUUCUUUUGUCGUAAAUAAUAAUAAAAAGAAAAAAAAUUCAAGAUGGGACAAAAUUUCUAAAGAACAAGAGGAUGUGAAAAGAGUUAAGCUAAAUAAAGAAAAUAAUGAUAAUAUGAGCACACCAUAUAUAUCGAAUAAUAUGAGCACACCAUAUAUAUCGAAUAAUAUGAAUACACCAUAUAUAUCGAAUAAUAUGAACACACCAUAUAUAUCGAAUAAUAUGAACACACCAUAUAUAUCGAAUAAUAUGAAUACACCAUAUAUAUCGAAUAACAUGAAUACACCAUAUAUACCAAAUAAUAUUAAAACACCAUUCACACCAAUGGUUGAUACUUCCUUAUCAACAGAUGAUUUGAUUAAAAUUAAAAUAAAAAACGAAAUCGAUAUAAGAAACAGACCGUUGACUGAUGAAGAUUUAGAUGAAUUAUUACCUUCAGAAGGAUAUGAAAUAGUACAAGCUCCUGAAGAAUAUGAAGCAAUUCGUAAUAAUAAAUUAAAGACCAUGUUUAAAAAUACAAUUAUUAAUACUCCACUUUUUCCACAAAAGCCAAAAGGUAUAGAAGAUACAACAUUAUAUGAAAAAAAAACGAAUAGGAAUAAUAAUAUAAAUAAUGAUAAUAAUUUAAAUAAUGAUAAUAAUAUGAACUUGGGACAAAGUAGCUUUAUACAUACACCAUUCUAUGAACUACCAAAUACAUCCACAUAUAAUAAUCUUACGGAUCAAAUAAAUCAAGAGGAGGCCAUGUGCCAAAUAAAAUACAAACAACUAGAAAUGAAUAAUCCUCAAUUAUUAAAUGAAUUAAAAUAUAUACAAUUAAAAAAUGAAGAUUAUAUUUAUUUUAGUAAAUUAUUUGAAAGCAUAAAUGAAGAAGAAUUGUCACAAGAAGAAUUAAAAGAAAGGAAAUUUAUGAUAUUAUUAUUAAAAAUAAAAAAUGGUACCCCUUCUAUACGAAGAACAGCCUUAAGAACUAUAACCGAAAAAGUUAAAGAAUUAGGUCCUGAAACUUUAUUUAAUUUAAUAUUACCUUUAAUGAUGCAAAAUACUUUAGAAGAUCAAGAAAGACAUUUAUUAGUAAAAGUAAUUGAUCGUAUAUUAUUUAAAUUAGAUGAUCUUGUCAGACCAUAUGUACAUAAAAUACUUGUAGUUAUCGAACCCUUAUUAAUAGAUGAAGAUUAUUAUGCAAGAGUUGAAGGAAGAGAAAUUAUAAGUAAUUUAGCCAAAGCAGCAGGGUUGGCAACUAUGAUAGGAAUUAUGAGACCUGACAUAGAUCAUCCUGAUGAAUAUGUUAGAAAUACAACAGCACGUGCUUUUGCUGUAGUAGCAUCAGCUUUAGGUAUCCCAUCAUUAAUAUUAUUUUUAAAAGCAGUUUGUCAAUCCAAAAAAAAUUGGGAAGCUAGACAUACAGGUAUAAAAAUCGUACAACAAAUUGCCAUUUUAAUGGGAUGUGCUGUAUUACCACAUUUAAAAGAUUUAGUUCAAAUUAUAGCACAUGGAUUACAUGAUGAACAACAAAAAGUAAGAACCAUAACAGCAUUAGCUGUAGCAGCAUUAGCCGAAGCAGCAGCGCCAUAUGGAAUUGAAGCAUUCGAUUCUGUAUUAAGACCAUUAUGGAAAGGUAUUACUGAAUAUAGAGGUAAAGUUUUAGCAUCCUUUUUAAAAGCCAUCGGUUUAAUCAUACCCUUAAUGGAUUCAUAUCAUGCAAAUUAUUAUACAAAAGAAGUUAUGAUUAUAUUAAUUAAUGAAUUUAAUUCACCUGAUGAUGAAAUGAAAAAAAUUGUAUUAAAAUGUGUAAAACAAUGUAUACAAACAGAAGGAGUAGAUAAAGAUUAUAUAAACGAAGAAAUUGUAAAUCCAUUUUUUGAAAAGUUUUGGGUUAUGAGAAAUUCAAAUGAUAAAAAAAGCUUUAACUUAAUUGUAGACACAACUGUUGAAAUUGCCAAAAAAAUAGGGGCAUAUUCUGUUAUAUAUAGAAUCGUUGAUGAUUUAAAAGAUCCAUCGGAACAAUAUAGAAAAAUGGUUAUGCAAACCAUACAAAAUGUUGUUAAUGAAUUAGGUGUUGAUGAUAUAGAUCAAAAAUUAGAAGAACAAUUAAUAGAUGGUAUGUUAUAUGCUUUCCAAGAACAAACUUCUGAAGAUUAUUAUAUUUUAUUAAAUUCAUUUGAUAUUAUUUGUAAUAAAUUAAAUAUUAGAAUGAAGCCAUAUUUACCACAAAUCGCUGGAAUACUUAGAUGGAGAUUAAAUACACCUUUACCAAAGGUAAGACAACAAAGUGCAGACCUUAUUUCAAGAAUUACGAACCUUAUAAAAAUAUGUGAUGAAAAACAAAUGUUAGGACAUCUAUCUUUAUAUCUAUAUGAAUACUUAGGUGAAGAAUAUCCAGAAGUAUUAGCAAAUAUUAUUAGAGCUUUGAAAUCUAUCCUAUUAGUAUUAGGUGUACAAAAUAUGACACCACCUAUUAAAGAUCUCUUACCAAGAAUUACACCAAUCCUAAAAAAUAGACAUGAAAAAGUACAAGAAAAUGUUAUAGAUUUGAUAGGUAUCAUAGCAGACAAGGGAGGAGAUCUAGUCUCUCCAAAAGAAUGGGAUAGAAUAUGUUUCGAUUUAAUCGAGUUAUUAAAAUCUAAUAAAAAAUUAAUUAGAAGAGCUACUAUACAAACAUUUGGAUAUAUUGCACGUACCAUUGGACCAUUUGAAGUACUUACUGUUUUAUUAAAUAAUUUAAAAGUUCAAGAGAGACAACUAAGAGUUUGUACAACGGUCGCUAUAGCAAUCGUUGCAGAUACUUGUUUACCAUAUUCUGUCCUUGCUGCUUUAAUGAAUGAAUAUAAAACACAAGAUAUGAAUGUACAAAAUGGUGUCCUUAAAGCUUUGUCAUUUAUGUUUGAAUAUAUAGGAGAAAUAGCUAAGGAUUAUGUCUAUUCAGUUGUUACAUUAUUAGAACAUGCAUUAAUGGAUAGAGAUCUUGUACAUAGACAAAUAGCAACUUGGGCAUGUAAGCAUUUAGCUUUAGGAUGUUUUGGUUUGAAUCGUCAAGAUGCAUUAAUACAUUUAUUAAAUUAUGUAUGGCCAAACAUUUUUGAAACAUCUCCACAUCUAAUACAAGCAGUAAUAGAUUCUAUUGAUGGGUUCAGAGUUGCUCUAGGACCAGCUAUUAUUUUUCAGUAUCUGGUUCAGGGAAUAUUUCAUCCAUCUAGAAAGGUUAGAGAAAUAUAUUGGAAAAUAUAUAAUAACGUUUACAUAGGUCAUCAGGAUAGUUUGGUUCCUAUAUACCCUCCAUUUGAAUUGUUAAAUGAUAGUACCUUUGUGAGGGAUGAGUUAAGGUAUACAAUAUGA
Plasmodium falciparum 3D7 is the source of this 4161-nucleotide messenger RNA. RefSeq names its product splicing factor 3B subunit 1 family protein (gene SF3B1). Gene Ontology annotation, cellular component: nucleus. Gene Ontology annotation, molecular function: mRNA binding. The record is from RefSeq and is a predicted model, not a curated record. Gene Ontology annotation, biological process: spliceosomal complex assembly. NCBI's taxonomy places the organism in Eukaryota, Apicomplexa, Aconoidasida, Haemosporida, Plasmodiidae.